UAAAAAAAUAACGCUGGCGAAGCAGAUGUAGAUCGAAGCGAAAGCGGGGGAGUCGAGCCGGACGGAGCCUGCAGUGCACGCCGCCUCUCUGCUCACUGCAUUCGGCCAGAAGAUGCUCCGGGUGGGCGGCAUGGCGCGCAGCGGUCCAGCUCUCCUCUCUCUGCUCUGCGUGGCGCUGGCGGCCGCAUCCACCGACCUGUUCGACAACCAGCUGGGCGACAUCAGCUACUGCAAAAAGCAAUGCCAGAUCAACAUCAGAAACAAAAGCCCGGCCAAAGACUCCAUCAUGAAUGCGUGCUAUCGCGGCUGCCGCCUCUACUCCAUUUGCCAGUUUGUGAAUGGAAACACAGGCUUCAACAACAGCAAGGAGGAAUGCCAGGGAGCGUGCCAGGAGGCAUACAGUAAGUUACUGGAGCAGGAGGCCUGCAGCACAGGCUGUGCCAGCCAACCAGCCGAACCUGAGAUCAAACGGAGGAAGCUCAAAGCCCUGACCAACCGUCCCAAACCUGUCUCAGUGAUGGACGCUGUGUCCAGCUGGUGUAACGAUAUUGUCAGCUCUGCUCAAAGCUUCAUCUCCUCCACCUGGACCUUCUACCUGCAGGCUGAUGACGGCAAGGUGGUCGUCUUCCAGAGCCAGCCUGAGAUUGAGUACUCCCUGCCUGAGUUGCAGGCUCCUCGCUCCAGUGUUGCAGACAAGCCCUGGCCCCAAGUCAACCCACACACGCAGCGGCCACACACUGGAGGGCGGUCGCAUGGGGAGAGAAACGCAGCGAAGGCCUCAGGAAAGGGAAAACACAGCAACCAGCAUGCUGAGGACCCCGCUGCUGAGCACGACUUCCUGGGCUGCAUGUCAAGGCGUUCAGGUCUGCCGCGCUGGAUCUUGGCAGCGUGUCUCUUCCUGUCCAUCAUGGUGAUGUUGUGGCUGAGUUGCGCCAGCCUGGUGACGGCGCCUGAGCAGCACGUCAAGACUCAGCUGAGCAUCAACGGAGAUAAGGAGUUCCUGGACGACAUGCCAAAGGUCAGCCCCUACCAUUUGACUCCAGUGAUUGCUGUCGCAAUUGGCCAGUCUGACGAGGGAAAAGAGGCGGGGCCUCUGCCAGUCAAAGUUGACCUGAACAAAACCUCACUUUAGAGGGGUCGGAAUCUGUUAAUCUCGCUCUCAUUUACAGGGAUAAAAUCACACCAUUUUUUUCUAAAGUAACCAUGCAUGGCAUCAUUUAAUAUAACAUUUAUAAUUAUGUCCUGUCUGGUGUCUGAAGUCUUCACAGAAUCUGCCAGACACUUGCAGUUGUACUAUAAAUGCUUGUCCACACUCAUUUUACUUUACAAUCCAUAUUCAUAACUGUAUAUGAGCUAAAGAAUAAGGAAUAAAUUACACAGCUGUCAUGAAAGUAAUUUUCUUCAUGGCUAUGUAGAUUGGUAGGUUUUGUUCACUAGACAAUGCUACUUAGGAAAACAAGAUUACUCGCCAAGCAUUGAAUGCUGUGCUUAAAGAGUUUAGAUAAGAAAGAACACACACUGCAAUGUAAAUGGAAGGUGAACACUUCCUAAGUGCUCGCGCAGAUUAAUUAGUGCCAUGCAGAGAUGAAGCACACAGAUAGAUAAGCCUGGGGCUUUGAAGGUGAUUCUGUUGGAAACUAUCCAGCUUUGUUAACGUCAGAUACUCGCUGAUCUGACAAGUGUGAGGAAUCAAACCUGGCCCAUAAACGGAGCCUCACCGUCGGAACAGCUGAUUAAAACAUUUGCACAACAUGCAGACGGAACGCUAAUAUAUUCUUUGAACUAGCAUGUCGCCGAAACAGCGAAGACACUCUUAAUUACAGCGAGAAAAAGACAAACGCUGACAGCUUGAUUAGCUUGCUUGUGAUUGUUUUCCGUCUCCGAUCGGGAGUGGGUUCCUUUUUUUGGAAGGAAGGGAGAUUUUAGCACUUAUUUUCGCCUGUUUGAACACAACUGGAAGCAUGCCCCCACUCACAGAUGAAUGGGAGCAUGACGCAGUGUACAUACAUGUAGUUAUUUAUUUAUUUAUCUAUUUCUAUGUUUACACAGAGCUUAUGAUAACACUAACGUAUAAGGUCUUAAGCGUCUCAUCUAUCAUUUAGAUGCUCUUUGAUAAGAUUCCGUCGCAAGUGUACCAAAUUUGUCCCCUGUGUAAAUCGCUGCCAUCUAGUAUUUAUAGCCAGUGCAGAUUUCUCAUAGGGAAGGUAGGGUGAUGCAGAGGUACUUUGUUGUACUGUUGUACAGUAAGAAUGUGAAUUUCUCUACUAUCUUCGGGCUUUUUUGUGUUCAUAUAUAUAUAUAUAUAUAUAUAUAUAUAUAUAUGCCAAUGGUAGGGUAUGGGGUGGUUCUACUUCCGCUUAAUGCUAGGCUUUAACAAAUAGACCAUUUGUAACCAGCUGUAGAACUGACCAGCCUAAGGUCGUUUCUAGUGCAAACUGUCUUGUAAAGCUAUUUUAUCUAUUCAGUCCUAGUCGCAGUGCAUGCUAGUACGCUAUGAGACUUAAAUGACCUGUCACCUUCUGGCAGCAAACUACUGUACGCUUUUAAUCUUUGUGUUUACAGCUUAAUGUUGAAUAGGCAGUGUAAUUAUAAUUGCAGGUGAUAAAGAAGGAAGAAAUUGUGUAUCUUAAAGUCCAUAUCCUAACUGGCUCUCAGUUAAGGUCACUGCUGUAUAAAAUAAAAGUCUUUCUCUUUUGAACAGUUUUCAAUGACCUGAUCCAUAAUACACAACGAAAUAAAGUCUUUUCAUGUUGUACUUA
This is a messenger RNA of Colossoma macropomum (tambaqui), 2759 nucleotides long. RefSeq names its product transmembrane protein 59-like (gene tmem59l). The coding region runs from base 113 to 1132 and encodes 339 amino acids. The transcript is spliced from 8 exons. NCBI's taxonomy places the organism in Eukaryota, Metazoa, Chordata, Actinopteri, Characiformes, Serrasalmidae. The record is from RefSeq and is a predicted model, not a curated record.